AUGGCAUUGUCGGCCUCUGCGACUGGCUCUCGAGCUAAUCGCCGGGACAACUCCGUGUACAUCGAUGUGCUCAAUCCGCCAGUCUUCUACACAAGUCGAGAUCGUAUCCAAGGCAGACUACUCGUGGAGCCUGCGUCGCGACCUCAUCGCAUAAGCAUAAGCUUAAAGGGCUUCUCUGUACUUGUGGAUGACAACGCCAGGAGUUUCCGAGUCGACCUUUGCGAAAGUUCCCAAUACCUCUACACAUCCACGGGCGAUGACUUCCAGCGUCUCACCAGAAACACGGCAGACCCCACCAAAGUCGAAUUGCCUUUUUCCUUCGACGUUCCGCAGCAUGCGACUCUACAUCCACCAGCCGAGAGACUCUGGGUGCAUCCAACGGAUUCUUACAACCACCCGCGAUUUCAGCAUUCCCCAGGAUUCCCACUGCCACCAAGUCUUAGCGGCCCCACCCCCACAAGUCCACAAGUCUUGUACCACUUGGAAGCUUACAUGGAGUCCGAUGUACCGAAAAGAGAGCCUUUGAAGAUUCGACAGGAAAUCAAGUACAUGCCGCCAGCCCCAGACUUUCAUCCAGCGCUCCUCCAGCCAGAUCUAAACUUUGGGAACAAACUGCCCAAGCACUGUAGCCGCCAAAAGUUGAUCCGUUCACGCAAAUUGUACCCCGAUUACAGCGAAAAACACAGCAAACUCGGAAGAUUCAAGGACAAACUUGUCGAUAAUGAAAUGCUCUUCGGUCUUCAAAGCUUUGCGGAGAUACCCUACGCCCAAUUCAAUCUAUUCGCCACUCCUGCUAGCGUUCUGGUCACUGGUUCUAUGGUUCCAGUCAUAGUAACAGUGCAGCAUCUGAAACGUUCAGAAUCACUUCCCUACCCUCCCGAUCUAUUUCUCAAGCGCUUAAAAGUUCAGCUGAACGCGAUGACGAACAUAUUCGUGCCUGGUGAACAGUUCGGACGACAUGCCACCAGGGCGGUCAAUACCUCAGACAAGAAGAGCAUCGUCCUCUGCGACGAGAAGUUCGAGAAAGAACACGAACUUCCGCUAUACGAUGGACUCAAUCUUCUGGACGUAGCAAAUAUCGAAAUUCCAAAAGAGAGUACCCCAAGCUUCACCAGCUAUGGCAUAAACUUAGAAUACGAGCUGCAGAUUGAAAUUUCAGGAAGAUGUGCAGAUCGUGAGUGGACAGGCAUCGCUUGCACCCAGCCUGUACAAGUCGUCACAAGCUGGAAGAAGACGCCUAACCAAGCCAUCGGCCCUUUUGAAGCAGGUCCUGAGCCAGAGUACCAGGAGCUAGAUCCCAUGGCGCAACGUUGCGAGGUAGAUACAACCCGGCUACCAACGGAAUUAGGGGUACAUGCUCCAGCAUACGAGCUUGACUCAAGACACAUGGCGCCACGUAUGGCAGACACCGUACCACCACCAGAAUACACUCUAUCGCACUGA
Messenger RNA from Alternaria burnsii, 1443 nucleotides. RefSeq lists its product as uncharacterized. NCBI's taxonomy places the organism in Eukaryota, Fungi, Ascomycota, Dothideomycetes, Pleosporales, Pleosporaceae. The transcript has a single exon. The record is from RefSeq and is a predicted model, not a curated record. Bases 1 to 1443 code for a protein of 480 amino acids.